Adineta ricciae is the source of this 1221-nucleotide messenger RNA. The record is from the annotation of a GenBank genome assembly. NCBI's taxonomy places the organism in Eukaryota, Metazoa, Rotifera, Eurotatoria, Adinetida, Adinetidae.
AUGCUCAAUCAACAAUCUUACAUAAGCACUGGAGAAGAUGAAAUGUUGUUCGAUGACACAACACCGAUUACAUUUGGUGAAAAUAAGAAAUCCAAUUGCAAAAUUAAUAAAACGGACGUACCUGUUCAGUAUCCAAAUGAUGAUAAAUUAUCAACAUUGUUCAACACUACAGGUCGAGAAAAGAAUUCAACAGGUCCUUUGAAACAAUGGCUUUUCGAACAUCAACAACAUCCAUAUCCAAAUGAGACGGAUAAACAAGAAUUGAUGGAAAAGACGAAAAUGUCUCUGUCGCAAAUCACAGUUUGGUUUACCAAUGCCCGUGUGAAAAUGAGAAAAGAAAAUAAAUUGCCGUUAAACUUAUACGCAAAAAAGAAGAAGAAAAAACAACAGUAUCAGCAAGAUGAUUCGUUCCAUCUUGAUGAUACAUUGUCACCACCAUUUUCAGCACAAAAUUUAUCGUUCAAUGAAUUAUCAACAUCGUUUGAUAACGAAUAUACAAGUGACGGUAAUCAUGAUGAUACGUUCACUUCAAAUAUUGUUAUGGUUUGUCCACCGGGAGAAAAACGGAUCGUUUUGGCAUAUUCAUGUCUGAAUAUUGAACAAACUACUGAAGUUUAUCGUUUUGCGUCAUUAUUUCCAAAUCAGAUUGUCUUAUCGAAUUGUGUUGACGAUCGUACAACACACUUAAUUGUUGGCAAUGAAGAAAAGCAAUUAUUAUGUCCAUUGACAAUCAAAGUAUUUCAAGCGAUUGCCCGUCAUUUAUUCGUUCUGACAUAUCGUUGGAUUUCCGAAUGUUUUAAACAAAGUCAACUCAUUGACGAACUUGCGUUUGAAAUACGAGGUGAUAUUCCAUUCGGAGAAUAUCACGAUGGCAUGCGUCAUAGUCGCUUAUCCAAGCAUGCAAAUCUAUUCGAAAAUUGUCAUAUCUUUAUCCUUUGUAACGGUUGUCAAGAGAAAAUGGAUAAAACUGAGCUUGCUUCUUUGAUAACAUUGUGUGGCGGUACACUUUUAAAUACUCUUCCAAUAACAACAUCUAAUGAUUCGUCGAUAUUAACGAUUGUGCUCUGUGAUAAACUACUUCCAUUUCAUUCUUCUAAUCAACAGCAACUAUUCGAAACAUCACGCUCCAAUGGUGUUCACUUUCUCAGUCCUGAAUGGAUACUGGAAUCGAUUGUGCAAUUUGCUUUACAACCAUUUGAUAAUUAUGAAGAAAAGUUUUAA